UUUUUGCUCAACAAAAUUAUGCUUCUUAAAUAAAUACAAGGCAAUCAAGCUCAGGUUGUUUGCAAGCGCGGUGACUGGUCGAACGUCGAAGCAGUGGUGGCAAAUGGUGUUGGUCAAUUGUGUGGAGAAGCAUGGGAUGUAAACCAAGUCGUCCGAAUAGAAGGCGAGGUGGUAGUAGAGACCACUCCCAGUACUCAGGCUCUGAGUCGUGUGGUUGUUGUAAUCCAGACUGCGAGGUAACUCAACAAGGAAGACGGGGUUCACGCGGCCAGAGCCAAGGUCGAUAUGACGCACCGCCGUUAUGUCGCUCACACACAAAUGUGUGCUUAAGUCCGUCCAAGUGUCAUCUUAUAGCGACGCGUGUGGUCAUUUGCAAGAAGAGUUCCGAUUAGAUUUGUUCAGCGAACUCUACAAUACCAAUACAAAAAAUUUGUUUUGAUACAAUAUUUGAAGUAUUUUCCAAAAGGAAAUGUCAAAGCAUUAUUUAGAAUUUCAAAAGAAAGCUGGAAAAAUAUUUUUGGCUCAAAAUUUCUGUUGUCAAAAGCGGAAAACGUGAUUCGUAAACAAAAUUCAACAUUACAAAUUCGCUUGCGGUUGUAGAUAGGCGAGCUGCCAAACAAAAACUUGUCAAAAUUUCGGGGCACAAGCUGAAGUGACUUUUACAAAAUGGGCAAUGCCGGUAGUAGUAAUCGUAGUGAUCCACACCGAUCACCACCGCAUCAAAGCUAUCAGUAUUACGAGCAAGCAAGACCACAGACGCGGAAUCGUGAUCAGUACGACGUAUCAGGAAGUAUGAACGAAGCUAGCAUGGGUCCACGUAUUGUGGUGCACGGCAGUCCAUAUAUGGACCGACCGAGCCAAUAUGAGGUAAGGCAGCGGACACCGAAGAGAACGCCAAAGCACAGCACACCGAAAUCUUCACACAGCGGCGCUGCGAUGUGUGUGCGCGAGUAUGGCAUUUCCCCACAACGACCACAAGCAAUAUCAGAAACGUCCUUAUUCUCAAAUCAAAGACCACCACAGCGAACUCCACCAACAACAAUACGGCCACAGCCGCAACAACAGCAGCAACUAGUGCGCAGUCCGAUAGAAUCGUGUAAUUGUAAAGCCUGUCGUGAUAAAGAUGAGAAAUUAGCAGCAUAUGCCGGUUCAUCAGCCACACCCAACACAACUUAUGUGUCACCAAGCGCCGCCAACACAACUUAUGCAUCACCAAUCGCCGCCACCAACACAACUUACGUGUCACCUAUCGAAUAUACAUCAACUCCAACAGCGCCAAAGCGCAACGCCUGCACCACCGCCAACUCUUGUACUGGCUGUAGCCGCGGCGGUCAGGGCUACAUGGAGCCAAACUCAGCUGCGCACAGCACAGCGUUUGACAGGAGCUUGAAUGACACGAGCCGUGAAAGGAACCGUAGAGAACUCAAUGAAGCUUCUGUGGAACAUUCAGGUAGGCAUUGCUGCAAAUACGAGGAUGAAAGUUAUGCAAAUACGUCGACGCGUAGGCGUCAGAGUCCCGCGUCGAGCGAAAUCCAAACAACCAAGAGCAGGGGUGAAAACCAUCCAAUUACGUCGACGCGAAUACACGAGUGUCCAAUGGCAAAUGAAACACAAUCAUCCAAAUACAGGGAUGAAGCUUAUCCGCUUACAUCGACGCGUAUUCAUAAUAAUGCCAUAUCAAGGGAAAGUGAGGCUUACAAGUACAGGGAUGAGACCUAUGCAGACACGUCUACCCGAAUGUCUCCGAGCGUUGGACAAACUCAAGCAUCACCACCGGCGCAACUUCAAAUAUGCUACGAUGGCGGCAUGACAACGAGUGGUGGCGCUACUUCAGCCGAGGUAUCAGACUUUCAUCGUGAAUGCUUGGAUGCUCAUAACAGAUAUCGUGCCCGACACCAGAAUUGCCCACCACUAUCUCUCAGCAACGAAUUGAGUAAAUAUGCGCAACAAUGGGCUCAGCAUCUGGCCGCUACUGGGCGCCUGGAACACCGUCAAGUGCACACAUACGGCGAAAACUUAUACACAUCGAGUGGCAUGGAGGUGGAUGGCGCUACAGUGGUGAAAAACUGGUACGAUGAGAUACGCAAUUAUGAUUUCUCAAAGGCCACCUACAAACCUGGCACCGGACAUUUUACGCAAAUUGUGUGGCGUGACAGUCGACAGCUAGGUGUGGGUAUUGCGACAAGAGGUGAUUCUACGUACGUCGUUUGUAACUACAAUCCACCUGGAAAUAUACUGGGUAGUUUUGACGGCAUGGUGCCACCGUUAAAGUGAAGCAUGACCAAAAAUUUUAUAAAUAAUACAGCAUGUGAUAAAUUUUAGCUAACGAAAUGAGCUGGACUAGUGUUUGCAGUGAAGCUGUAAAGCUUUUGUGCUUUUAUAGGUGAUUUGUUAAUAUUAUUUAUCAUUUCAAUUUAUAUCGGCCUGGGGGUUUUACUUCUUCACUGCAACGAGUUGAUCCUGCUUGUGGAACCCUAUCAAACAAUUUUAAGUAAAACAGAAAAUAACAGUAAAUAUGUAAAUACAAACCAUGUACUCAUUAAAUUA
Molecule: messenger RNA, 2547 nt
Organism: Bactrocera tryoni
Lineage: Eukaryota; Metazoa; Arthropoda; Insecta; Diptera; Tephritidae
Exons: 4
Coding region: 667-2274 (535 amino acids)
Cellular component (GO): extracellular region
Source: RefSeq, a predicted model, not a curated record